UUUAUUUUUAAUUUUCAUUUAAAAUUUUGUUUUUGUGCUUCAUUUUCCAUCAAUCAUCAAUGAUAAGGAGCGUAUCACACCGAUGAACCAAACUGCUACCAAUCAAAUCCCAAAUCAAUCAAAAUCAUCUUUGUUUUCCGUUCCUCAUGAUCGAUUCUGCAUCUCCAGAUACCCAUAUUUCACUUGUCGAUUGACCUUUCAUCACCACUUUCUACUGUUCUGAUCUUCUCUCUUGCUUUUUACUCCAUCCCAUGGCAAUAUGUCGUCGCCUACCGCUCUUUCUCCUUGCAUUUUUCUGUUUUCUUGGCCUUCUCAGCGCCAGCGAUGGCGAUGCUCAUCCGAUUUACAUAGCUUGUGUGGAGCAAUGCGAGAAGACUGGAUGUGUGGGGGAUAUCUGCUUUCAACACUGCAAUUUGACUUCUGAUAGGAAGUCUGCCAAUGAUCCAUGGUAUCUGCAAGAGCCACUGUAUAUAAAAUGGAAAAGUUGGGACUGUCUUAGUGGCUGCCGAUAUCAAUGUAUGCUUGUUAGGGAGGAAGACAGAGAGAAGUCUGGAGAUAUGCCUGUCAAGUAUCAUGGCAAAUGGCCACUCCAACGUGCCUUUGGGAUUGAGGAACCUGUGGCGGUGGCACUCUCUGCUCUUAAUCUUGCUGUUCAAUUUCAGGGAUGGGUAUCAUUUUUCAUCCUUGUGAACUACAAGUUGUCUUUAAGGCCAAAUAGGCAGACGUACUACGAAUAUACUGGGCUGUGGCAUAUCUAUGGAACAUUAUCAAUGAACUUCUUAUUUUGGAGUGCUGUUUAUCACAGUAGGGAUGUGGAAAUUACGGAAAAGCUACAUUAUUCUUCUGGUGCAGCGGUACUUGGAUUUUCUCUUAUAGUGGCUAUACUGCGAACUUUCAAUGUGAGAAGUGAGGCAACGCGGGUGAUGGUUGCUGCUCCAUUGAUUGCUUUUGUGACGACUCAUAUCUUGUAUUUGAACUGCUAUCAGUUUGACUAUGGUUUAAAUAUGAAGGUUUGUGUUACCAUGGGAGUAGCACAAGUACUCGUUUGGGGAGUCUGGGCUGGUGCUUCUAACCACCCAUCUCGGUGGAAGGUUUGGUUGGUGGCACUUGGAGAUGGUCUGAUCAUUUUCUUUCAAUAUUAUGACUUUCCACCAUAUUGGGGUUUUUUGGAUGCUCAUGCUGUUUGGCAUGCCAUCGCCGUUCCUGUAUCCUAUACCUGGUGGAGUUUUAUUCACGAUGACAGUGAAUAUAGAACAGCAGCACUCAUCAAAAAAGCGAAGUAGAACAAAAUUGUCCAGUGCAUUCCUUCAUGGAUGGUAAUUUAACCAAAUUUGCAACCUGGUCAUUUCUUGUUAAUUCAGGUAGUGCUAUUGCCUUUUUGCUCGCAUGAUAGUGUUUCCAUUGGACGCUCUGCAUAGCGAGUUUCUGUGUAUCAAAACUUGUGUCAAUAUGGGUUCAGGUGUUUCUCUAGGGAUUCUUGGUUAAGAUUUUGGUUCUUUUUUUUUUUUUGAAAGCUCCAGGCCGUUGGUUUUUACGGAUUUAGAAGUUGGUGUCUGUACCGCUUAGUGCGGAGCUUCCUUUUGGCUUUUGUCUUGUGGAGCUUUUGUGUAUGCUUCUUUCAGUUUUAAUAAGAAUCCAUUUCACAUUUCUGAA
Molecule: messenger RNA, 1653 nt
Organism: Cynara cardunculus var. scolymus (artichoke)
Lineage: Eukaryota; Viridiplantae; Streptophyta; Magnoliopsida; Asterales; Asteraceae
Product: post-GPI attachment to proteins factor 3-like
Exons: 5
Coding region: 252-1283 (343 amino acids)
Biological process (GO): GPI anchor biosynthetic process
Cellular component (GO): endoplasmic reticulum membrane
Molecular function (GO): hydrolase activity, acting on ester bonds
Source: RefSeq, a predicted model, not a curated record